AUGCGGGUCUUUGACGAGGCGAAACCGGCCUCGGGACCGGGGCCGGAAGACACUGAGUCCGAAGAGGAGCAACUCGAGCGAUGGCGGCGCCUGCGCGAGGAGCAACAGCGGUACUCUGUGCUGCCCAUCGAGGCACAUAAGCCGGCGAUGUGCUUCGUCGUCUUCCUCGUCUUCUUCCUCACGCUCUUCUUCGCCGCCGCCAUCCUCACCACAGACGUCGAGCGCAAGCACGUCACCCGCCAGGCGAUCAGGCGAAACAUCUUCCAGGCGCCUUUUCUCCAACCGCCGCGGGCCGCGCCUCAGACCGACCCGCCCCAGGACUCGACCUCCGGCGAGACUGAAAACCAACCGGGGACUUCCGGCGCUGGUGCAGCCACUAGACGCCUCGCAGCGAAACCGGACUUCUUGCCUUUUUCUCAGAUUCUCCCGGUCCCCCUUGAGACACUUCGAAGUCUUGCCUCCCACACGCAGGCCUCUCCUGAGUCCUCCCCGUCCUUUUCUCUCCCACCCGCAUCACCUGCUGCCUUUCCUGCUUCCUCGCCGUACUCUCCAUCUUCUCAACCUUCACCCUCUCCGUCAUCUCCUUCACCUCCUUCAUUUCCUUCACUUCCUUCAUAUUCAUUUCCUUCAUCUUCUUCACUUGAUGAGGACUCCGCGGCGCCGGCUUCCCCAGCUGCGCGUUCUUCCCGCCGGCCGUCGUUUGCCCCGACAGUGUCUCCGCUGUCUCCUGCGGCGUCGAGUCCGACUGUCUCCUCGCCGCGUCGGAGACGGCUGAGCGCAGACCGGGCCCCGACGCCGGUCGACGAGGGGACGGGGCUGUGGGAGGGGCGAGGCAUCUCGAGCGUGGCGCUGUUGCAGUGGAGCGACGUUGAACUCUGGUUGGAGCGCAUUUUGCGGCGCAUGUUGCUCACCGGCCUCGUGGCGGAUCUCCUCGCGGUCGAAGAGGCGAACCUUUCAGUCGUCAAGGGCAUCCUUGCCACCAACUCGGGAACCACUUCCAAAGGCCUGCUCUUGAAGCUCUGGGAAACGACAGGCAAGUACAGCGCACGCGGCGGCACGUACGAGGUGAACUUCCGAACGCUCUACGGCGUACCCUGGGGCUACGACAUCUCGCCUCAGCUGAAGGAGCUAACAACGGGGGGUUGGUUGACGCCUCUCACCAGUUCCGUCACCGUCCAGUUGCUCCUGAGAGACAAUUCCGGCGAUGCCUCGUACGUGGAGGUGAGCUUCACACAGCUGCCGACGGGUCUCAUUGUGCCCCGGUGCACCAUCUUCGUCAACCUCGUCUCCAGUUUCCUCGUGUCGAUCAUCGUCUCGGGCCUCUUUUUCCUCGUCACCGUCUGUUACCUCUUCGUGGAAAUCUACGCCUUCCGAUACGUCAAAAACGCCUCACGGGUCGCAGAGAGACGCGAGAGUGCGUUUUCUGCGUAUCUCCGCGGAAGGUGGGAAGUUCUGGGAACGUGUGUGUGCGGCUUCUUGACGGCGAUUCUUCUGUGCAGCCGUGCCGUUGUCGCGAACCUGUUGCCCAACGUCAACACUUUCAAGUACAUACAGCUCGUCGACUUGGUCGACGAUGUGACGCGUUUCCUGAUUGUCGCCACAACCUUCUUCGCGAUGAUGCGAACGCUGCUUUUCCUCACGAAUGCCAGUCUCUUUUUCUUCGUCGUCCAGCGCGCCCUGAAAACUGCGCUUCGCGAAUUCUCAGGAGUUCACCUCGUGGCGAUGCUCGCGAUCCUGGGCGUCGCCGCCUCGAAUUACCUGCUCGCAGGAGUGAAGGAGACGCCCUUUGGAACGUACGGAGAUGCGAUCUUUCAGACGCUUGCUCUUCUGUUCGGCUCGCCACUGCUCUUCACGUUUCCCCCCGUCGGCGCCCUGUACAACCUCGUCUUCAUUCUCGUUUGGUGGACCAUUCUUCUCCCGAUGUUGAUUGCCCUCGUCGUCUACUCUGUUCGAAAGGUUAUGGUCAAGACAGGCUUGAAUGAAACGGAAAUGCUCGGCGCCGAGAUGGCUGACCAGGCCCGAGACUUCCUUGCAGAAUUUGUCUUCUGCUGCGCCCCGGACCCUGGACGCCACGCGACUUCCGACGAGAAGCGGCGUCUCCAGCAGAAAGAGGAGAAGGCAGAGAUGCGGAGACAGGAGAAAGAGUCUCAGAGACAGAUUGAAGAGAGUGGCGUGGCGGUCACAACGAUUCCGGAGUCGAAGACGCGGCCGUCGCGGGUGUUGCUGUGUCUCCUCCUCGUCUUCUCCAUCUUCUUCGUCGCCGGCGUCUCGCUCCUUUUUGACGCGCCUCGAGUCUACCGCGAUCACACAGCCACCAGCCAACUCGAGAAUCGACGCUUCCUGUCCACGGACCCGUUCGCGAGCAAGCGCCUUCUCGAACUCACGCCUCCUCUUGGAUUCCGAGAUGACCUCUGUGCGACAACCCGCGCACAGAACAGCCAAGGCGAACCAAGUGGAGACACCGCCGCACAGGCCGGCGGCAGCAACGGAGACUCGACAACUCAAGGCGAAGGCGCGCAGAUUCUCAAGAACGUCCUCACUGCUCUCUCCGAGCCGUUGCCACGAACAAUCACGCUGAAGGACGUCUCCUCUCUCCAGGGAAUCUACGACUGGCUGCAGCACGUCCUCGCGGAAGAGAUUUUGAACGCGGCCUACUCAGCACCGUACCUUUCCCAUCGCGCCCCGCUCGCCAAUCCCGGGGCUCUUCUGAUCGCGCGGCGUGUCAGCCUGCAGUGCCGCGCGUCGACGUCGUCGCUGUAUCGCAUAUGUCCCGUGACGCGCCUGGGAACCAGUUCCUUCUCGUCGGGCACGACGGAGACGUACGGAGUGAACGGCGCGAAAUUCACCGCCGAUGUCGACGACCGCGUCUACCGUGUAGGUCUCUUCUUCACUUCGACUCUCGCGGGUGCGACCGGCGCUACCGCCUCUGCCAAAAAGCGUUCCUCGUCUUCUGUUGACCCCGCUCCUGCCUCGCCUUCUGUUGACCCCGCUCCUGCCUCGCCUUCUGGUGAUCCCGCUCCUGCCUCGCCCUCUGGUGAUCCCGCUCCUGCCUCGCCUUCUGGUGAUCCCGCUUCUGCUUCGUCUCCUGUUGAUCCCGCCUUCUCUUCCUCUUCUGCGUCGCCUUCUCCCUCUUCUUUCUCGCCUUCCUCUUCCUCUUCAUCCUCCCCUGGAGCUGCCGUGGUUUCAGCCGACAGUGCGCCUUCGCCCCUGUCGGCUGAAGCGCCGCUUCGUCGUCUUGCUUCGUCAGGUGUCUCUUCUCAGUCUCCGCGCAAACUGGGAGAUCAAGGAGGUCUUUCUCGCAUCGUCCCGCGCACUUCGCAGGUUGUGCGGACCAGCGCCGACCCUCUCGCUGACCUCUUGGGCUCCCCCAGGGCCGCUACGCUGAAUCUUUCGGCCACAGAGUUUGCGGCUCUUUAUCACGGCACCUCCAGCAUGAAGGGAAAAAUCGAUCGCCUCAAAGAAGGCGGAUUCUUGGAUUACCAACUUGCGCAGCUCGAUGUAGUCUGGGUGGACUUCAACGGAGACUCCGGUGUAUACCUCCUCAACAAGGUGACCUUUGAGCUGGCGAAUACGGGAGGCUUGACAGUGACGCCAGGAGUCGUCGCAGUUCCUUCGUGGACUCUGUCUCCCACUUCGGCGUCUGCCCAUGCGUCGUUCGUCCUCGUUAUGAUAGCCUCCCUCUGUUUUCUCCUGUAUAUCCUCUACUCCUACCGCACAACCCAGAAGCGUGUCUACUCGUCUUCUCUCUUCAUCUUCCUGGACCUGCCGACGCUCAUCUUCCUCUCGCUCUUUGUCUUCUUUUACGUCGCCCUCCUCAACGUGUCCUUCAACCCGGGAUGGGAGUCGGCAGCUUCCAUCGGCCUCGGCGUCUCCACUCAGACGCAAGACGCAACGAUGCGCUCCGUCUCUGCUCUCUCGCGCCUCGCCUCCAACUUCCUCCCGGGGGCGAGCCCCCGUCACCUGGCCGGAGACAACGGAGACGCAGGCAGCGGGCUCGGAGACACUGGGACGCGACGGCGCCUGGGAGCGACAGGCUCGGCGCGCAGUGGGGAGGGACGAGGCGGAAUCGCGCCGGCUCAAAAGAACGCUCGUUUGCGUUCUUCCUCAUCCGUGGAGGUGCCCGCCGCCUCAGCCAACAGAGAAGAGGAACACGGAGGCGGCGAGCACGUAUCGCCGCGACGCAGGAGCCGAGGCUCCCAGGCGCAUGCACCUUCUUCCUCUGUUGCCGCCGGGUUUCCCUUCCCCUCUUCCUCUCUUGUUUCGUCGCCACAUGUCUCUUCCGCUUCGCUUCCCGCGCGGCGCCUCAGUGCGGGCACAGGAGAGGACGCGGGCGAGUUCGGCGACUCUCUGGACAUUCCCGGCAUCGUGCCUGGCCCCGUCCAGCCCUGGCUUUGGGUGCCUGGGUCCUCGCAAGGCCCAGACAACUCGCCGCCGCCGACAGCGGAAUCCAUCCUUCGGUUCAUGCGCUUGCAGGAGUCCCUCGAGGCGAAGGGUGACGCUCUUUUCCGCGCCAAGGUUCUGGCUGUCGUGGCUCUUCUGAUGGUGGCGGUGAGGAUCCUCACGCUCACAGCAGCCGUUCCCCAGCGCUUCCAAGAGGCUCGCAAGCUUAUUGAAAUUCUCUACGGAGCAGCGUCGCAGAUCGCUAUCGCGAGUGUCUUUGUCGUCGUCGCCUUCUUCGCCUUUUGCUUCGCCGGGUACACGAUUUUGGGUGUCCAGUUUCGAGGCUUUAGCACGCCGACGUAUUCGAUCGUGACGUGCCUGAUGAUUUUAACUUCAAAAUGGAACUUCAACGCUGUCACGGCUCCCGCCACGCAGCACCACGCUCUCACGUGGCAGUUUGAGGCGUUCGUUUUCUUCUUCUGCAUCGUUUUCUUCUGCUACUUGAACUACCUCGUCCUCGCCUUCCUCUAUCUGCGCUACACACACAUCGAGCUCGACGCAGCACCAGAAGUGCAAGACCUCGUCACCAAGUACGGCGUCGAACCCAGACGCAGGAUGGCCCUCGCCGUCAGCGACACCGUCAUUCUCUACUGGAAAGCCUUUUUGAAAGCCCUCCAGUUGGCGAUUGCGCAGGCGAACGCAGACGGAGCGAUGGCGUCUCUGGACAGUCAAGCGGCGCUGCUUCGCGAUCGCUUCUUCGACGAAUUUCGAGGCCUUCCCACUCUCGCAACUCUCCCCUGUACUACCAAGGACCGCAUUGAGCGCGCCUUUCUCGGCACGCAGCUGGUUCGCAUUCAGCAGUACAUCACAGACUUGGAGUUCCUCAAGGCGAAGCAGUUUUUGAUUCUCUACGAUUUGAAAAUCCUGGGAGACUACCAGCGGAGUGUCCGCAAGCUGAACAAGAAGAAAGGCCUUUUCAUUGCGUCCUUGGAGCGUGCGUUGCAGGAUCUGAACGACGAAAUUGACGUUCUCCAGAACGACAUUUCUCUUCUCACCUAUGCAGACGAGCAGACGGAGGAGCGGGUCGAGCAAAGACACCGCCAGCGCCAGCUUCUGGACCUCACAGGCGUCGCCCGAGGCCCCGCUGUGCUUCCGCCGGGAGUGUAUGUACCGCCAGAGUCUUUGGAGGAGGCUCGUCAAGUGCAGCGGAAAGAAGAAACCAAGCGCGAGGAGCGCAUUUCGGAAUGGCGCCGGCGCGUCUCCGAGGGCGAGGUGUACCCGGUGUCUCUCCAGGAGCUUCGCCGCAGGCGGCAGCGGAGACAGGAGUUCGAUUCAGGUUCGCCUUUUGUCGUCGCAGCCGAGCUGUUGGACGACCCAGACUUCCUGGACGGCGAGGACGCGCCUCAGGCGUCAGGCGCCUCCGGGUCCCGCAGAGCGAGUCAGCGACGGUACCUGGAUCCAGGGCUGGUGGCGGAGGAAGACGACGACGCGCUUCUCGCCGUCUCGCCGGUUGCGCGCCAGCGAGGCAAAGAGAAGAGGCGCCAGGGGGGACGGGACUCCGUGGCCUUCGCGCUGUCGCCUCUAGAUGGGGUUGAGAGGAAGGCGUCGCCCGUGGGCGCGCAGAAGACGGACGACGACUGGGAUCUCGUGCGACAACGGUUCGGAGGCGAGCGACAGCCUACGCUGCACUUCCAAGACGACCGAGGCAGCGACAUCCUCGUGCGUCCUGACGUCCAGACGGAGACGGCGAAGGCGGCCUGGCGACGCAGCGGCGGGCGUGGCGCCUCAGGCGACGUGGAUCCUCAGGGCGUCGUGAAAAUCAAAAAGACCGUCAAAAUCCGCCCGUUCAAAAAGAAAGACGGGCGUGCGAAAACCGAGUCUUCGCCGCUCUCGGCAGCUUCGACUCCGCGGCCCGAAGACGAGAAGAGAAAGAGAAAGAAGGGCAAGGGGUUCCGGGAGGCAGAGGCGCCGGCCAGAAGUGAAGAAGACGCGGCGCGCGCGGCGUCUGAAGAAAGCGACGAGGGCGAACGCCCGGAAACGAACGCACCUGCGAUUCACUACGCGCGGAGUCUGUCGAUGCGUGUGCAGAGGGGACCGCGCGACAGAGCUGACUCGAAGGGCGGGGCCGGCUACGAAGCACUCUCUCGGAUGCGGAAAGAACCGGAGCGCAGAAAGAAGAAAGAGGACAAGCCGAGACGCACAGAAAAGAAAGAGAGCGCGUACCAAGUGCUGGAGAACAAACCAAAGAAAAAGGAAGCAAGAGGAGGCGUCUUCGGCGUCAAUAUUCUAGGAGAAGAGUAA
This is a messenger RNA of Neospora caninum, 6681 nucleotides long. RefSeq lists its product as hypothetical. The record is from RefSeq and is a predicted model, not a curated record. The transcript has 17 exons. NCBI's taxonomy places the organism in Eukaryota, Apicomplexa, Conoidasida, Eucoccidiorida, Sarcocystidae. The coding region runs from base 1 to 6681 and encodes 2226 amino acids.